Molecule: messenger RNA, 1330 nt
Organism: Arvicanthis niloticus (Nile rat)
Lineage: Eukaryota; Metazoa; Chordata; Mammalia; Rodentia; Muridae
Gene: Serpini2
Product: serpin family I member 2
Biological process (GO): negative regulation of endopeptidase activity
Molecular function (GO): serine-type endopeptidase inhibitor activity
Source: RefSeq, a predicted model, not a curated record
GAAGGCAAGAUGAAUAAGACCAUAUUGUGGAGUUUUCUACUAUUUCUUUCUGGAAGUCAAACUUCAAGAACUAUGGAUCAAAAAAAUGCUGAAUUUGCAGUGGAUCUUUAUAAAGCUAUUUCUUCAUCCCAAAAGAACAUCAUAUUUUCUCCUCUUGGAACUACUAUGCUUCUUGGAAUGGUCCAGCUGGGUGCAAAAGGAAAAGCACAACAGCAGAUCCUGCGAACUUUAAGGAUGAGGGAAACCUCAGCAGGAGAGGAAUUUUCUGUGCUGAAGUCACUUUUUUCAGCCAUCUCAAAGAAGAAGCAGGAAUUUACAUUUAAUCUUGCCAGUGCCCUCUACCUUCAAGAAGGAUUCAUUGUGAAGGAAACAUAUCUCCAUAGCAACAAGGAAAUUUUUCAGAGUGCUACAAAACUGGUGGAUUUUCUGGAUGCAAAGACUUCUGCACAGACAAUAAGCACCUGGGUAGAAAGCAAAACAGAUGGAAAAAUUACAAAUAUGUUUUCAGAAGAAGAAUUUGGCCCCUUGACUCGUCUGGUCCUUGUAAAUGCCAUUUAUUUUAAGGGGGAUUGGAAACAGAAAUUCAGAAAAGAAGACACAGAGAUGACAGAUUUUAGUAAGAAAGACGGCCUAACAGUCAAGGUUCCAAUGAUGAAGGCGCUGUUGAGAGCAAAAUAUGGUUUUUUUUCUGAGUCAUCCAUGACAUGUCAAGUUUUGGAAUUGCCUUACAAGGCUGAUGACUUUAGUUUAGUCAUCAUUCUUCCCACAGAAGAUGUGAACAUAGAAGAAGUGGAAAAACAAGUUACUGCUCAUCACAUCCGGAGAUGGUUCUCUGAACUGCAUGAAGAAGAAGUAGAAGUCAGCCUCCCUCGAUUUAAAAUAGAACAAAAAAUAAACUUCAAAGAAGCAUUAUAUUCUUUAAAUGUAACUGAGAUAUUUAGUGGUGGCUGUGACCUUUCUGGAAUAACAGAUUCCUCGGAAGUAUAUGUCUCCAGGGUCAUGCAGAAAGUUUUCUUCGAGAUAAAUGAAGAUGGAAGCGAAGCUGCAGCAUCCACAGGCAUAAACGUCCCUGAGAUCAUGAGUUUGACUCAGACUCAAUUUCUAGCAAAUCAUCCAUUUCUGUUUAUUAUGAAGCACAUCCAAACAGAAUCAAUUUUGUUUAUGGGAAAGGUGACAGAUCCUGAGAUCCAAACAAAGAAAGGAAGAGAUUUAGAUUCACUCUGAAUAAAUUGAUGGUCUUCGAACACAAGAAAUCUUUUGGAAAAUGAUUGAUGGGUGAAACACCAUCAUUCUGAAAAAUUUCUAACAUAUCUGUUAAAAUUGUGCCUAU